UAGGCAACAAAGAUGCGAUAUAGAAAAAAACUCAACUCGAAGUGAAUGUUUUUUCUGUUUUUGUAUUAAUUGAAUCUGCUACAGCCUAUACUUAAAGCCAUUUUUUGUCAUUUAAUAAGAGUUUUCGUUCUUCCUGACAGCCAUGCCUCUUCCAGACACCAUCUACUGUGCCCAGCAAGUCCACAUCCCCCCCGAGCUGCCAGGCAUCCUCAAGGCGUUUACCAAGGCAGCCAUCCGGACCCAGCCCCAGGAUGUGCUGGUCUGGGCGGAAGCAUACUUUACAGCCCUGGCAAACGGAGAGGUUCCACCUGUCACGGAGAGGGCAGAGUCCAGCCUUGGCCCUGGGUUGACUCCAGGACUACUGAAGACCCUCCACAAGCAGCUUUCCACCAGAAAAACAUGCAGCAAGGAAGAACUGCAGAUGAAAUGGAAGAGUCUCUGUCUUCCCAUGCAGCAGCUACAGGAGCUUCUGUUCUUGGGCGGCUUUGACUCAGAAGUCGACUGGAUGGAGUUUUUCGCCCUGGGCUGCAGUGCUUUAGGAAGGAGCCUUUUGAGUUCCCUAAAGUUUGCCUGUGAGAUCCUGACGGAUGAUGAGGAGGGUGGUGCUGCACGAAUCCCGUUUGAUACCUUUGUCAGACUCUACACCUACUUGGCUCACAUAGAUGAUGACUUGACACAGGCCAACAUUGACGAAUUCCUCACCAAUCUGCAGCCAGAAAUCAACCUCCAGAACGGCAUGAUUAAGGUUUCCAACUUCUACACGGAGAGUGGGAUGGAAGAAAGAAGAAAAGAAAGAAAGCAGGAGUGACUACAUGUCACCCAUUAUUGAAGAAUUUAAAAUGUGAAUUUAUUUUAUGAGAUCCUUUACUAUCUUCACAAAAAACACAGAUUUCCCAUCUCGAGUUAUUUAUAAAGUUGGUCGUGAUUUUAAAUUGUGCAUUUGUAAUCUCAGCAUAUAUUUUUUUUUCUUUAACAUUUCAACAAAACAGCACGCCACAAUGAGCCAGAUCAGUUUAAAACUUUAUUCUGGCGUUUUGGGUGGUUGGCUGUGACAGACUGUUUUCAGUGUUCCCUCUUCUCUCUGAAACAUUUCCUUUUUAAUUAUUCGUAUAUUUUGUUUACAGCUGUUUGCAUGCAUGUUCUGUUUUUUAUUUUUGCAUAUGGCUUUCAAAAUGUAUUUUCAGGUGUUUCAGGGAACAAACAGGUUUUUGUGAUUCCUCACUUUACUUUUAGAGGCGUGUGCUAGUUCAUUCACACUCAGAAAUAUUGAAAAUUUGGAAACUUGUCAAAUGCAGUAGCAGUUAGCAAUUAACCGCCAAUUCUGUUCUUGUUUGUUUGUGUUUUAUGUAAGUGGAAUUGCAUAUAA
This is a messenger RNA of Cololabis saira (Pacific saury), 1366 nucleotides long. It is a transcript of the gene ropn1l, whose product is annotated as rhophilin associated tail protein 1-like. The record is from RefSeq and is a predicted model, not a curated record. The transcript has 6 exons. The coding region runs from base 143 to 808 and encodes 221 amino acids. Lineage: Eukaryota; Metazoa; Chordata; Actinopteri; Beloniformes; Belonidae.